AUGUCGGCCUCUCUUCCCGGUUCGCGUGACCUCCCGGCCUCCCAAUACGACCUCUCUACAUACUGGGGCCGCGUGAAGCAGUCUGCGCAGAUAGCAGACCCAAGCACCCUAUUCGUUUCGUCCGCCGGCCUCGAGCAUGCGAAACAACUCGUCACCUCCUACAAGACUGGUGCGGCCAAGCACAUGACACCCGAAUUAUGGCAAGCGAAGAAGACGGUUGAUUCAACCCUCCAUCCAGAUACCGGACAUCCGGUUUUUCUCCCCUUCCGCAUGUCUUGCUUUGUCAUCUCCAACCUGAUCGUCACAGCCGGCAUGCUAACUCCCAAUCUGGGGACGCGUGGUAUUCUAUUCUGGCAAAUCACCAAUCAGUCGCUCAAUGUUGCCAUCAACAAUGCCAACGCCAACAAGUCCGAUGCUAUGUCCACCUCGGACCUGGUAAAGAACUAUCUGGCCGCCGUUUCCGCCUCGUGUUCCGUGGCCUUGGGUCUUAACGCCGUUGUGCCACGCCUCAAGCGUGUCUCACCAAACACCAAGAUGAUUUUGGGAAGGUUAGUCCCGUUUGCAGCCGUUGCUUCUGCUGGCGCACUGAAUGUCUUCCUCAUGCGGGGUGACGAGAUCCGUCGUGGAAUUGACAUAUUUCCCGUACAAUCAGAGGCGGAAAAGCUCGAGCGCGAGAAGUCUGGCAAGGAGGUAUCAAGUCUAGGCAGGAGCAAGAAGGCAGCGACCUUGGCAGUUGGAGAAACUGCCAUCAGCCGUGUGCUGAAUGCUACCCCCAUCAUGGUCCUUCCGCCACUCAUCCUAGUGCGACUACAGAAUACCGACUGGCUCAAGCAGCGACCGAGGAUGGUGCUACCGGCGAAUCUUGGUCUAAUUUUAACGACCAGCAUUUUUGCCCUGCCUCUAGCAUUGGGGGCGUUUCCCCAACGGCAAGCAGUGAGCGCGAGCACAUUGGAGACAGAAUUCCACGAGCGUGGUGGCUUUAACGGCCUAGUGGAGUUCAAUCGAGGACUGUAA
Molecule: messenger RNA, 1014 nt
Organism: Cyphellophora europaea CBS 101466
Lineage: Eukaryota; Fungi; Ascomycota; Eurotiomycetes; Chaetothyriales; Cyphellophoraceae
Exons: 3
Coding region: 1-1014 (337 amino acids)
Biological process (GO): monoatomic ion transport; mitochondrial transmembrane transport
Cellular component (GO): mitochondrial inner membrane
Molecular function (GO): monoatomic ion transmembrane transporter activity
Source: RefSeq, a predicted model, not a curated record